This is a messenger RNA of Habropoda laboriosa, 819 nucleotides long. RefSeq lists its product as uncharacterized. The coding region runs from base 1 to 819 and encodes 272 amino acids. Lineage: Eukaryota; Metazoa; Arthropoda; Insecta; Hymenoptera; Apidae. The transcript has 3 exons. The record is from RefSeq and is a predicted model, not a curated record.
AUGCAUAUGGUCCACCCAGCGAAGCUAUUUACAAUUUUCCAUUACUAUGCAACCACAAUCCCAGACGACUCUCACAAAACCUCCUCCCCAAGCAUUCUGCAACACUAUCCCAAAGAACCGACGGUAUUCAACGCUGGCUCCGAUUCCGAGAUGUCGUUGACCACCUCGAGAACCGUCUCCUCUUCGCCAGUGUUGGCGAACAGCUUAUCCACAACGAACGAGGAUUCCCCGAGCGUAGAAAAGACGGAUCCAACGGUACCUCAGCGUCUCGCCACCGCGAAACAUUCCUCCGUCGUUGUGAAAACCGAUCGAGAGCUACCGGUUCUGGAUAUCACGUGGAAUUACAACUCCUACAGAUACAAAACUUUCGAGACAUGUUUGAAGAAUUACUACGGCGAGAAAUAUCCGCCUGGCGAUGUUGUGUUGAAUUACAUGCAGUUGAAUUUGUCAGACUCUCGCGCCAGCAUGAACGCGGCGGCAAGUAUGUUCGAUUUUGUGAGAGAGAGCGAGACACAGUUGAGUAUCGCGUCGAGGAGGCCAGAAAUCGAGUAUCUUAAUCCGUUGGAUUACUUUGUGGCGAAGCAGUCAGACACACCAGCCACUGUGGAGAGAUCCACGGGAACAGACGAGCCCGUAAUCACCAACAGAGAAAGGAAUCAGCCGAAUCGGAGAUCCUCCAGGAAGAUCGAGGCUCCUUGCAAAUGCUAUUUGUCCUCGUCCUGGCGUGUUUACAGAACGAAUGACUCUCGAAGAAACUACCCGCUGCGCGGAGAACACGGCCGUUUUCAAACGGCCGCUGGAUGCUUCAAGAUCGAUUAG